GAAAUAGAGAGAGAGAAGACUGGUAUACUCAAAGUUCAAAUAAUAUACUUGUAAGCAAUAAAUUCGGUAAACGGAAACCUUCAGAUUGUGAAAUAUGUAUGCACGGCCUAGCAGACCAUUUUCAUCAACAUGAUUUUCACUUUUCAGGAUUUGAUUAUGCAAAUCCGACGGUGGCUUACGAAUCUAUGAUUUUAACUUUAUGUGCCUUAGAAUUUCUCUAGCUGUUAAACCUCUAUCUGUGUCACUCUCUCGACUUUGUUUCUUAACAGACCCUCUCUCUCUCUCUUCCUCAGACUGACUCAAUACCUUCUUUCAUUCUUUUCUUUUAUCGUUUUCUUCACUUAGAUCCCUCUGUUCUCUUUCUCCCUGUUUGUUUUCUCUCCGAUGAUAAUCAGAUCCGUCCGAAAAUUUUUGUCACCAUCAGAUGUACAGACUUUGACUCAGGACUGAUCAGAUACAGCUGGAGUAGAAUUGCUAGAUGGGACAGUGUUACGGCAAGACUAAUCCAACAACUGACAAUGACGCAGCAACCACCAUAGUUGCAACCGGCGAUCGCAACCAGACGCCGUUGCGACCAUCCACGCCGCGUAAUGGCGCCGUUGGGGUGCCCUCAGUAAAGAACACCCCGGCAAGGUCCUCUAAUCCGAGCCCAUGGCCUAGCCCCUAUCCGCAUGGCGUUUCAGCUAGUCCACUUCCAGCUGGAGUGUCACCGUCUCCGGCGAGAGCCUCCACGCCGAGGAGGUUUUUCCGAAGGCCGUUCCCACCUCCAUCCCCUGCCAAACACAUAGCUGCUUCUCUGGCUAAGCGGCUCGGUGGUGGUAAGCCCAAAGAGGGGCCAAUUCCUGAGCACGGUGGUGCAGAGACAGAGCAGCAGCAGCAGCAGUCACUAGACAAAAGCUUUGGUUACAGCAAGAAUUUUGGGGCUAAGUAUGAGCUGGGGAAGGAGGUUGGGAGAGGGCAUUUUGGUCAUACAUGCUCCGCGAGAGUAAAGAAAGGGGAGUUCAAAGAUCAGCCCGUUGCUGUGAAGAUCAUAUCUAAGGCCAAGAUGACAACAGCAAUAUCAAUUGAAGAUGUUCGUCGGGAGGUCAAAAUAUUGAAAGCACUAUCGGGCCAUAAGCAUCUUGUCAAAUUUUAUGAUGCUUGCGAAGAUGCCAACAAUGUGUACAUAGUCAUGGAAUUGUGCGAGGGUGGUGAACUUUUAGAUAGAAUUUUGGCGAGAGGAGGAAGGUAUACGGAGGAAGAUGCAAAAGCUAUAGUUGUGCAAAUACUGUCAGUGGUGUCAUUUUGUCAUCUUCAAGGUGUCGUACAUCGCGACUUAAAGCCAGAGAAUUUUCUUUUCACAUCUGGGGGUGAAGAUGCUGAUAUGAAGCUCAUUGAUUUUGGUCUUUCUGACUUCAUCCGGCCAGAUGAAAGACUCAAUGACAUUGUUGGAAGUGCGUACUAUGUUGCACCUGAAGUCCUACAUAGAUCUUACAGUCUGGAGGCAGACAUCUGGAGCAUUGGCGUUAUUUCCUAUAUUUUAUUAUGUGGAAGCCGGCCUUUCUGGGCACGGACGGAAUCUGGAAUUUUUCGUGCAGUACUUAGAUCUGAUCCCAACUUCGAUGAUUUACCCUGGCCUUCUGUCACUCCUGAGGCAAAGGACUUUGUGAAGAGACUCCUGAACAAGGAUUACAGGAAAAGAAUGACUGCCGUCCAAGCUCUAAGUCACCCAUGGUUGCGAGAUGAUAAUCGUCCUAUACCCUUAGACAUAUUGAUCUAUAAACUAGUAAAGGCAUACCUGCAUGUUACACCUUUCAAACGUGCAGCACUGAGGGCUCUCUCUAAAGCAUUGUCUGAGGAUGAGCUUGUUUACCUCAGAGCUCAAUUCACGCUGUUGGAACCAAAUAGGGAUGGGAGUGUCUCUCUUGAAAAUUUCAGAAUGGCUCUAGCGCAUCAUGCUACCGAUGCCAUGAGGGAGUCAAGGGUUCCAGAAAUUCUUAAUGCGAUGGAGUCCCUCGCCUAUAGGAAGAUGUAUUUUGAAGAGUUUUGUGCAGCUGCAAUUAGUACAUACCAAUUGGAGGCACUUGAAGGGUGGGAGCAAAUUGCCUCCAUUGCUUUCGAGCAUUUUGAACGGGAGGGUAACAGAGUCAUCUCAAUUGAAGAAUUGGCACGAGAAUUGAAUGUUGGCCCUUCAGCUUAUUCAUUCAUCAAAGAUUGGAUCAGAAACUCAGAUGGAAAGCUUAGUUUACUUGGAUAUACAAAAUUUUUACAUGGUGUGACUCUUCGUAGCUCAAAUACAAGACAUCAUUAGUUUUUUCUUUUUUCCUUUUUUUUUUUUUUCAGCCUUCUACAUAUAAUUUUUUUUUUCUUUUUAAUUUUUCCCAAAAAAUUGUGGCAUUUGGAGGACUUAGGCAUUUUGGGAGGUUUGGAAUUUUUCAGGGUUGGGGUACAGAAAAAAAAAAGGAUGUGCAUAAAUGAACAUGUUAGUCAAGUCAGCUCUGAGAUUGUUCAGGCGAAAGUCAAGUUGAGAUUUCCCUUGGUGCUUUCUUUCUUUUCUUUUUUUUUUUUUUUAAAGGUUUUAUGUUGAAAUUUAGCUAUUGAUUCAUUUAUCUGGGAAAUGGAAAUUAUCUGAUGCUCAUAGCAAUUUGAUUCAAGUUGGUUAA
This is a messenger RNA of Jatropha curcas, 2642 nucleotides long. Its product is annotated as CDPK-related kinase 3. Gene Ontology annotation, molecular function: protein kinase activity; ATP binding. Gene Ontology annotation, biological process: protein phosphorylation. NCBI's taxonomy places the organism in Eukaryota, Viridiplantae, Streptophyta, Magnoliopsida, Malpighiales, Euphorbiaceae. The record is from RefSeq and is a predicted model, not a curated record.